CCCCUUUGUUUUCCGAAAUCAACCAAUCAAGAGCAAGCACGCAAUUUUAUAAUAAUUUUUUUAUAAAUACAUCAAACUUUGCCAGACAACAGCUAAAUAAAAAUAUGAAAUAUUAACAGAAAAUCGUUCAAAAUUAGAGUGCAAAUAUUAGUAAGAAUUUCUAAGCAAAGUUUAGUUAUUAAAAAACAGUAGAACAUAAUGAAAGUCUUAGCUUUAGUUUUAUUUGUACAAAUUACUUUCUGUUUAUUGAGUUCUGUUCUGGCCGGUCGAGAUUUCUACAAAAUUCUCAAUGUACGUAAAUCGGCAACAACAAAUGAAAUAAAGAAAGCCUAUCGCAAACUUGCCAAAGAAUUACAUCCGGAUAAGAAUAAAGAUGACCCGGAUGCCUCGACAAAGUUCCAAGAUUUGGGGGCGGCCUAUGAAGUUCUCUCCGAUCCGGAUAAACGUAAGACAUACGAUCGAUGUGGCGAAGAAUGUCUGAAGAAAGACGGUAUGAUGGAUCAUGGUGGCGAUCCGUUUGCCAGUUUCUUUGGCGAUUUCGGUUUCCAUUUUGGUGGCAAUGAUCCCCAUCACCAUGACACCCCCAAGGGAGCGAAUAUUGUUAUGAACAUGUAUGUGACACUGGAGGAAUUGUAUUCGGGAAAUUUUGUGGAAAUUGUUAGAAAUAAACCGGUGUUGAAACCGGCUGCCGGUACACGUAAGUGUAAUUGUCGCCAAGAGAUGGUGACGCGGAAUUUGGGACCAGGCCGUUUCCAAAUGAUGCAACAAUUGGUCUGUGAUGAGUGUCCCAAUGUUAAGUUGGUGAAUGAGGAGAGAACUUUGGAAAUUGAAGUGGAGCCCGGUAUGGUUGACGGUCAGGAGACAAGAUUUGUUGCGGAGGGUGAACCCCAUAUGGACGGCGAUCCAGGAGAUUUGAUCAUUAAAGUUAUGCAGGCGCCACAUGAACGUUUCCAACGCAAGGGUGAUGAUUUGUACACUAAUGUCACCAUCAGUUUGCAGGAUGCCUUGGUUGGUUUCACCAUGGACAUUUUGCACUUGGAUGGCCACAAAGUUUCGGUGACGCGUGACAAAAUCACUUGGCCCGGUGCUCGCAUACGCAAGAAGGGCGAGGGUAUGCCCAACUAUGAGAACAACAAUCUACAUGGCAAUUUGUAUAUAACAUUCGAUGUUGAAUUCCCAAAGAAAGAUUUAGAUGAUACCGAAAAAGAAGAACUCAAAAAGAUACUGGAACAAGCCUCAAUAAAUCGCGUUUACAAUGGACUGUGAAAACUAAAAAAUACGUUUCUAGACUAAGAAGCCAUUAUCAUGAUUUUGUAAUAUCAUUCAUGUAAUUAAUUCUGUUUAUUAAACUACGUCCUAUUAUUCUCGAGAAUGCAACAAAGACUUAAAAAAAUAAAUAAAUAGAAAAGAAAAAAAGAAGAGCCAACAAACAAACACAAUUUAGUUUUAUAAAUUAGUUUGAUUUUAUUUAAAAAUGAAUGAAUAAAAGUAUUUUGUAAAAUAGUAAUUGUCAAUAAAAACAAUUUAAAUUCGAA
This is a messenger RNA of Musca domestica (house fly), 1535 nucleotides long. RefSeq names its product dnaJ homolog shv (gene shv). Bases 199 to 1266 code for a protein of 355 amino acids. The transcript is spliced from 3 exons. Gene Ontology annotation, cellular component: endoplasmic reticulum. Gene Ontology annotation, molecular function: misfolded protein binding. The record is from RefSeq and is a predicted model, not a curated record. Gene Ontology annotation, biological process: protein maturation; protein folding. NCBI's taxonomy places the organism in Eukaryota, Metazoa, Arthropoda, Insecta, Diptera, Muscidae.